Lonchura striata (white-rumped munia) is the source of this 2436-nucleotide messenger RNA. NCBI's taxonomy places the organism in Eukaryota, Metazoa, Chordata, Aves, Passeriformes, Estrildidae. The record is from RefSeq and is a predicted model, not a curated record.
UCCGGCCCGCCGCUGGGCGGGAGGAGCCGCCCCUGCGCCUCGCCGGCUCUCGCAGUAUUUGCCGGUUACCUGCAAAUCGCAGACCGCCGAGUCCUGAAAGCCCGAGCGCUCCUUAACAACGCGUAAAUAAUGGAGGACAGACGGGAUGAAUGAGCACAGCGGGCGGAGAGAGGGCUGAGCCUCACCCCUGACGGAUCGGGGCGCCGAAGAGGAAGGGGGAAAAAACAGGAGGGUGCUGGAGAAAUGGAAGAUACCUGGAGAGAAAGACACUGUAUGCAGCCUGUCCCUGUCUGUGCUUACACUUAAUGGCAAUUAACCCUUCUUCAGGUUUUCUCAAGUUGAGGAAGUAGCAGGGCAUUUGGUUGGUACCUGACCCCAAAACGUAUGCUCUACCUUGAGAAGAGCUGAUGUGGGAGACAUUUACCUUCACAUGCUCCACAGUUCUCUGUAUCAGAAGAAUAAGACUCUGUGUGUAAGAGUGGUUCAAGAUGAUCAUGUAACAUUGCUAACACUGAAGGUCUCCUGAGAAGAACUGGCUUUGUAAGAGGCUUCUCCUUUCCUAACCUUUUUUUUUUUUAACUACUACUCUCAGAAACUACAAGCAAGAUGCCAGCCAAGACACCUAUAUACUUGAAAGCUGCUAACAAUAAGAAAGGGAAGAAAUUCAAACUAAGGGAUGUUUUAUCUCCUGAUAUGAUCAGUCCUCCACUUGGAGAUUUUCGUCACACCAUACACAUUGGAAAAGAGGGACAGCAUGAUGUUUUUGGAGACAUCUCAUUUUUACAGGGCAACUAUGAGCUGUUGCCUGGAAAUGAAGGUGAAACCAGAGUUAGCCAGUCUGGUAUCCACAACGAAUUCUUAAGGGCAAACAGCACUUCUGAAUCCAUGUUUAUAGAAACUCCAUCACCAGUGCUCAAAAAUGCUAUUUCCCUUCCUGCUAUUGGGGGGUCUCAAGCCCUUACAUUGCCUUUAUUGUCACCAGUGACAUUUAAUUCAAAGCAAGAAUCCAUCAGGUCAUCCAGAAAUCCUAGGCUUAGCUGUGAGCCAGUAAUAGAAGAAAAACUGCAGGAGAAAGAUAAAGAUAUGGAGGAUGAAGAAACAUACAAAGAUGACAUAUGGGAGCAAAAUGGUUCUUCUUCACAUUCUACUAACAGUAGUGACAGUCACUCAUCCAGCUUUUCUGAACGAUGCACUGACUGGCAAACAAUUGAUUUACUAGACGACAGUCAGCUUUCAUGUGAACUAACCAAGACAAAGACUAAGUCAGAAGAAUCCCUUUCAGAUCUUGCAGGCUCUCUUCUCUCAUUACAACUUGACUUGGGGCCCUCACUUUUGGAUGAGGUCCUCAAUGUAAUGGACAAGAAUAAAUCUUAGAACUGGUACUGCCUUGCUUCUUUUUAAGUGAUUCACUUAAAAACAAACAAAAGACCACAGUUCAAAAGCAGAUGCUUAAGAGUCAAAUGUAUUUGCCGUUGUAUGAUGAAUUUUCUAAAAAUAUUCUUAAAAUACUAUUUUUUUACCUGUUGUUUUUCAUGAUUUUUAUUAUACUAAAUUCUCAUAUCAGGAAGGUAAACUUUAAUAAUCAGUUUCAGCAAAUAUAAAAUGUUUUUAAGUACCAGUAUUAAUGAUCAGAAACUUAAGAAACAGUGUUUGAGGAUUAUACUGAUUGUAACAUUUGCUUAGUUCACUUCUACAGGCUUCUGAAUAUGUGAGAAUCUCAUGUCAGAAAGGAGACUGAUGCCAAUUAUUCACUUAUAUAAAUUAUUACAAUAUCACUUUAUAUGUAGGCCUCUUCCUAGAACCUUGUGUUUAAGGGUUUAUAAUGUUUUUCUUCAUUUUCUGUAGUACCAUUUCUGUUAUAAAUUCACCAUAACUACUUUCUCAGUCUUAUACUACCACUCUGAAUUCAGAUGUGAACAGUUUGAAGGCUUUUUCAGCUUGAAUAACCUGGUCGAGAAUCUCAGCUGCUUUAAAUGAAUAUGCACGAAUUUACACACGUUGAGGCUUGGGCCUGACAUUGUAUAUGAAAUGUUGUGUUGUAAACAGGUGACACAUGCAAGAUAUUAUGGUUAAAUUAUUUUAAAAGUUGAUAUCUAUUUUCUGUGUGCAUAUUGGCUUUUUACUGCAGAGCCUACACAUACAGUAUCUAAUCAAAAUACUUGCUUGGCAUUAUUGGUGCUCUUCUGAAAAUUGUAUAUUUGUGUGUUUGAAGAGAAAUAUGUAUUAAUAGCCCUUGCUUUUUUGUUCAUUUAUUUCCACAACAUGCUUAAACUUGCAACUGGUUAUUUUACUUUUUGAAGAAGGCACUCGUUAUUCACAAUGCUAGUGGUAUGUGCAGCAACAGCCAAUGUUUGCAAAGUGUGGAUCCUUCAAUACAGUACCUACAUGGAUUGCAUAAAUACCUUGUGCAAUACAAUAAAAACCCCUUUAAAUUGC